UCCAGAAAGUGUUGAGAGUAAGUUACGAUGGAUUAGAUGACAAUGAGAAGGAGAUAUUUCUUGAUAUAGCAUGUUUUUGUAAAGGCUAUUUGAGGAAAAGUGUAGAAAAAAUGUUAGAUAGUUGUUAUUUCUUUUUGGAAGCGGGAAUCAAUGAUCUUAUUGAUAGGUCUCUCAUAUCAAUUUCACAAGAUAUGAGGUUUAAAAAAUUGAGAGAGGCAUCCUCAGGAGGACGGAUAGUAGAGAUGCAGUCAGUCGAAUGGACAGAGAUGCAUGAUUUGGUGCAGGAAAUGGGUAGGGCAAUUGCUCGAAAACAAGGCAGUAGGUUGUUCAAUGCAAAUGACGUCUAUCAAGCGUUGACAAAUAACCAGAAAGAUGGAGAUGUUCAAGCCAUAUACCUCGACUUGUUUGAGAUUGAAAGGCUACACUUGGAGCAUGUAAACUUCAGGCCAUCUCCAUCGCUUCAGGCUGGCCCAGGCAAAAGGCAGGAGCAAGCCCGAGUCCACCUCCAGCGCGACCAACCCAGCCCGGGCAAGCUGCGGGUCCCACGAGCCCGGGCUGGCCCAAGGGCAAAUUUCGACUGGGCUCGAGCCCGAGUUGGUGCUGACGUGGUGUUGAGGUCGUCGUGACGUCAGCGCCAACGGUUACAUGCCAUGUGUCG
Molecule: messenger RNA, 658 nt
Organism: Prunus dulcis (almond)
Lineage: Eukaryota; Viridiplantae; Streptophyta; Magnoliopsida; Rosales; Rosaceae
Exons: 2
Coding region: 111-626 (171 amino acids)
Source: RefSeq, a predicted model, not a curated record